AGAUUAUUACAAAAAAUGUUUUGUUUCAUAACUGCAAAAACACAGUGGAACAGCACGUGAAAGUUCUGCCCUGCAGAACGUUCGCUAAAAAUUGCUUUGUCCUGAAACAUACAUAAUUAGUUUCCAGAUGUAAUUUAGAAGUGAUUAAUUAAGAAGUAGGAUUUAUUAUGUCAUAAAAACGCAAAACAUAAUGACCCAAUACAUGUAUAAAAGAGGAAAUUGCUUUCCAAAUAUCAUAUUGAACGAAGAGCUAGAAAAGAUACUUAAAAACAAAGAAAUCAAAAUGGCGAAAUGUUUUGUUUUCGCUGGCGUAUUGCUGAUGCUUUUUUCGACUGCUGGAUGUUUUCAAUGCAGCAGUGGACCUCCUGGACAAUAUUGUACCAAAGAUUUAACGGGUUAUCACAACUGCCCGAAUUAUGGUGUCAAACCUACUAUCAUUCCUUGUCCGGUGAACACUCGAUGUAGUUGUUUUCUAAGGAAUAAAUGCACUGUUGAUAAAGACAAGGUUUGUGCGCCCUACACAAAGCCUCAUCAGUUGAUUAAGGACUUUGAAUUACGUUACCAUGGCAAAGUGUCAACGGUCAAUAUUGCGGGCAGACACAACUUUCAACUUCAGGGACACGUCCUUCAAAAUUUCGCUACAAAGCGUCUCUCGAAAACAGAAUGGAUAGGAAGUAAAAGACAUUUUGAAGUUGUCCAUCCUCUCAAAAAUGGUAAAUUUGUCAGGUAUACUGGAAAUUACCCAAAUGUCUGUCACACAACCAUCUUACAAAGUUUUCCAGAGUUUGGACCUGAUCUUACACGAUUUACCUUAACCUCCAGUCACAAACGUAAAUAUUUCUAUGAAGAGACAUGGAAGCUUUUAGUUGGUCGUCAUACUCCCUACGAGCCUGAUCUCAUCCAGGAAACGUGGAAAAUGGCAUACAGCCGGUGGACGCAUAAAAUGCGGCCCCUAAGUUACAGUUAUGAAUUAGAGGGAGGGAGGUUCUCAAGAACCAACAAGAAAAUAAAAUUUACGGUUGGUUUGUUUUACAGAAGAAUUGGAUUGGAAAACGAAUGGUUUAAAAAACCGAGUUUUUGUUAAACAUCUACAAGAAGUCUAAAGAAAAUGUUGUUAUCCAUAUCUCAGAGUCAAAUCAGGGUAUUUACCCCUAGAACACUAAAACAUAUAAUGUAACAUAAGAUACUCGAAUAAGCAUGGCUGCUUAAUACAUUUUUGGAUCUUUUGCAUUGAUCUAAUUAAAAAAAGCGGGUGCUUCUUUAAAUGCAAAAAACCUCGAUGAGAAAUUUUAAAGAUUUGAAUUUACACUUAAAAACAGCAACUGUAUAGAAAAUGUAAAAAAAACUGGUUUUAUACCACAAGGAAAGCGGUUUUAUUUACCCGAUGUAACAAAGAUUUUAAAUUUAAAUGAUUUAAUUUUCUUUAUAAUAAUAUUCUGUCUGCUAACCAGCAAAAUCUUAUAGUUACAAAUAAGAAAUGAAACACUUUUUUACCAACUUUGUUUUGAUCGUUCAUGACGGUACAAAACAUGAAGCCCUUUUUAUAUGAACAUACAUUUAAGGUUUUUGUAAAUUCGACAUUCCAACGAAGGAGUGAUGAUCAGAGCUAUAAAGACCGAUUUCCAGUUGCCUGAAGCUUCCGUAAAGAAAAUUUAACUUUCCUUCAUAUGAGCGUGUAUAUCGAUAUCUCAAGGUGCAUAUAUCCUGUGCAUAUAUCAUGCGAAUAUAUCCUGUGCAUAUAUCAUAUGCAUACAUAUAUCAUGUGAAUAUAUCCUAUGCAUAAAUCAUGUGUAUAUAUCAUGCGAAUAUAUCAUGCGAAUAUAUCUUGUGGAUAUAUCCUGGGCAUACAUCCUAUGCAUAUAUCAUGUGAAUAUACUAUAUACUAUUCUUCCAUAUGGGCGUGCAUAUCGAUAUCUCAAGGUUUAAAGUGGUCACGAGUUGCGGACAGUAUACCACAUGCAAGUUUGUCGCUCUGUCUCGACGCAGAUGACUUUUGUUCGCUGUCAAAGUUUAAAAAGUUUAAAUUUUACGAUUCUAGGAAAUGCUCUAAAAAUUGAUACGAUAAUUUGUUGGUGAAAGAAAUCCAAUGAUAUGACAACCACUUCUCAUACUGUAAAAAGAAGUUGUUAAUGUUGCUAUUUUAUUCAAACGUGAAAAGGGUC
Molecule: messenger RNA, 2162 nt
Organism: Hydractinia symbiolongicarpus
Lineage: Eukaryota; Metazoa; Cnidaria; Hydrozoa; Anthoathecata; Hydractiniidae
Exons: 2
Coding region: 191-1084 (297 amino acids)
Source: RefSeq, a predicted model, not a curated record